CCCGUGAAAAUGACAAAAACGGGACAACGGGAAUUCCCGUUCCCGCGAAAACACCCAAAAAACGGGACAACGGGACAUCCCGUUCCCGUGAAAACGCUCAAAAACGGGACAAAAGACGUCCCGUUCCCGUAAAAAUGACAAAAACGGGACAGCGGGAACUCCCGUUCCCGUGAAAAUUUUAAAAACGGGACAACGGGAAUUCCCGUUCCCGUGAAAACACCCCAAAAACGGGACAACGGGACAAACGGGACAAACGGGACACGGGAAUUGACACCCUUUCUCAGGACUGCAAAACAAAUAAUUUCUCACGUAUAAAUAAUACCACGGGUGUCAUACCCACUCUAGUCAUUUUCGAUUUCGCAAAGUAUACAUGGAAGCUUCAAAAGAAUUUCCCGGAUUUCCAAACGAUUUUCAUGCUUUCGAAGUGUCGCCAAUUCCAUUCGACAUAAACUCUAAAGAGCUUUCAUUGAAAAAUCACUCGAAUCGCGCUAUUUUGUUCAAGGUAAAAUGCACAAAUAACAAGAGGAUUAGAAUCGAAGAAUGCUCGGAUAUACUGAAACCUGGUAACGAGACAACGGCCACUAUCAAAAAACUGGUUGACACAGUAGACGGCGAUUCACUUUAUGUCAUUUACACUUUAGUUGGAAAAGAGUGGCACAAUGAGCGAAUGUCUGCAUGGCGAUGCUGGGAGAGAGCAAAGAAGCAGGCUGUACCGACGCAAUGCAUAUCAGUUCCAAUCAAAAGAUCAAGUGAAUGUGAGAAAAAGGAAAAGAAAUAUGAGAAAGAGAAGACUAAAAGCGAGGAUUGAUAACUACUUUUGAAAAAUAAACUUGAGCGACAGAA
Caenorhabditis elegans is the source of this 843-nucleotide messenger RNA. RefSeq names its product Major sperm protein (gene K06A5.3). Bases 371 to 808 code for a protein of 145 amino acids. Lineage: Eukaryota; Metazoa; Nematoda; Chromadorea; Rhabditida; Rhabditidae. The record is from RefSeq and is marked reviewed. The transcript has 5 exons.